This is a messenger RNA of Ceutorhynchus assimilis (cabbage seed weevil), 5381 nucleotides long. The record is from the annotation of a GenBank genome assembly. Lineage: Eukaryota; Metazoa; Arthropoda; Insecta; Coleoptera; Curculionidae.
GACAACUGUCAACAAGUUAUUUUGAAGUCGAUGAUGCUUUCCAUAUUUUUUGAGUUUAGAGAUGAAAUUAAAUAAUUCUUAUGAAAAAUGCAGAAUUGACAAAAAUUUAAUAGGAAUAUUUAAAUUGUUUUCCUACCAGUGAGCAAGUGCCUUUAGUUAUUAAGCUAGUGUUAAAAAUGAAGUUCAAAACAAUCAAAGUAUCAACAACAAAAGAUAUUGCAAAUAGAAGUGGCAACCGAAUUGCAAAGCAAAAACUCAAAGAAGCAGCUAAAGAUUUGAAUGAUGUCUUAAAGACUGCGCCCGAGGAAUUUGUAAAAAUCCAUUUGCCCGAACAAAAACCAUCAAGCAUUGUCAAAUACCUUCAUGCUGCCAAACCAAAUACAAGGAGAUCAUUCAAAAACCGGAAACUUAUAGCAAGCACACCUCACAUUAACAAUAAUGCCCUUUCUAAUACCAAUAGACGCACAAAUGACUUUUCUAACGCGGGAUCUUCAAUUUCCAAUAUUUGCGAGGAGUCAGUAGCAAGGAUUAAUCUACCUCCUCCAACAGACAAACAAAUAGAACUUGACGAUUCAGAUUCCGAAAUUGACGAGCCCAAGUUUCGAAAUGGAAAAAGGACAAAUUGCGAACCGGCUCCGAAUUGUUUUCCAAAUAAAAAACGGGAUCCAAUUGAUAGAAUCGAUACGUCGUCAAAUAUUAUUUUUGUUGAUAGUGAUGAGGAUUCUCAACUGUCACGAGCCAAAGCAAAAAGUAGAAUUAAAAGGAAAACUAAAAAGCAGACAACUGUAAAAAAAACAAAUAUUUCAAUGCUGAGCAAUCAAUCGCCCAGUCCAAGAAGAGCUGAACUACUAAUACCUUCAGAAAAUGUAUUGUCACCUCCAAGAGAUUUUGUGAAUAAAACACCUAGGAGUACAGGGCGUGUUAAUUUUACAAAUUUAAGGGACGAUUCUGACAAGGAUGCUUGGGCUAAAAGUUUUGGACUCCUUCCGGUUUCACCACAAGGAACUGAUUUGAUUCCAUCGCCGAGAAAAAAAUAUGACUUGAGAUCUUCAGGGGUUGACACGGAAAAGGCCCAGACAAGUUCUCAUAAUGUUGGACAGCCAGUUGCAAGAAAUUUAUUCAAUGAUCUUCAAGCUGAAAAAUCACCCAUUGACAUCCAAACUAAAAUACAAGAAGACAAAAAUAAUAAAUCUUCAUUGAAACAAGCUAAAGGAAAUUCUAAACAUCCACAAGAGGCUGCAAUAGAAUCAAAGAGUGACGAUCGGCCAAUUAGAAAAAAGAAAGGUCCAAAAGCAACCAAGAAAUCAGUUCAAAGUGUUGGUUCUUCCCCUAAGUUAAAAAUAAUAGAAAACAUAAUAUUAAAGGCAAAGGAAGACAAUGUGAAUAAUUCACCCAAACAAAAUUCAGUUCACACAAAUGACGAAAUUGUACAGACACAGUCAAACAAUGAAAGUGAUGGUCUUCGUUUUAACCUCAUUGAGGAAAUUGAAUCAAGAAAAUUAAAAUUGCUAAUGCCAGCUGCACCACCACCACUAAAGGAAACAGAUCCUAUUAGUGUUGAUGAUUUUGGAAAUAAAGACAUGACCACUAAAGAUCCAAAUAUGAAUGCGGAACCGUCAACUUCAGGGAUUCAUUUGCAAAUGAAUACUCAAGAGACAAAUCAAAAAAGAGGUGAAGUUAGAAAGUCACUUUGGAACUAUAUUUUCCAUGAAUUGGACUCAUAUGCUGACAGAGUCACUCAAAAAGGAGAACAUGUGGCAUCUGACUCAAGCAGUAUCUCCAGAGAAUCUGGGGAAUUAUUCAGCGAGAUGACGUCAACAAGAAAAUCCGCAUCUAACAAACAGAAAAUGCAAAAUUUAAAAAAUACCUUGAAGAAAUUGCCCAGUGUCAAGAAAAAUAGCAAUCUUGUUGACCGACAAAUUCAAACUGAAAGAUUGUUUGCUCCAAUUUUUAGACAAUCAAUAGUUUCAAGAAACAAAAAAUCAAAAUCCAGGAUUUUCAACACUAGCGAUAAAUCACCAAACAUUUAUGACAGUUUAGAACAAGGAAACGCAAUUGACGCUUUAGGAUUUAGUAAUUUUGACGAACCAACGCUUUCUUUCAAACAUAAACCUUUCAGAUUCGACACACCAAGUCGUUCUAUAGGCCGUUUAUCGUGGUCCAAUUCUAAUAUUUACCCAAACUUUUCCGGCGACAGUGACGAUUCAUUUACAAUGGAAAAUAAUCUAUCCCCUAAACCCCACAAUCCUGUCAAAAGUUAUUGUAAAAAUAAAACUGUUGCAAGUACAAAUAGGAGAAAAUCGAAAUUAGUACAACCAAAUCAGAUAUUUAGUAGCUCAGAUUCGUCAGUUUCAAACACUGCAAAUGCUUCUCCAAGACCAAGGACUAGAUAUGUGGCUCGUAUUAAUGACACAAAUAAGAGGAAUUCCAGCAAGAGUCCAACAAUAGUUUUGACUCCAAAUAAAUCAUCCAAUCAGAUACAGGAAACAACAGAAUCUCAAGCAAAUGCUUCUGAGAAAAGACAUAAUAAAUCAGCACACUACGAUAUGAUACUACAUGACACAGCAUUAAAAAGUCCACAACAUAAAAGCUCUAACCCAAAGCAUCCAACAUUAGAGCCACCUCAAUUUUCACGACAAGAUGUUAGGAUCAUGUUAAAUAUAAAGAAUCUCCCCAGCCCAAGGAAUUUGAGCUUUGAAAAACAACAGGAGUUAGAUGAUGAAAAUUCUAAGAGUAAGAGACAGCAAAAUAAGUCUAUCUCAAAACUAAAUCCACUAGCGGAGCCUUUUCAAUCUUUAAUGGAUAAUGAUGAAAUUUCUAGAACUAAGCAAGAUGAUGUUAGUAACAAGUUGACUAAUGAAGUUCUAAGUGUAAGAAAGCAAAAAGACCCAAAACAGGAUUCAAUUCUAGUUGGUGUUGGUAAUAAUUUAGCAAAUAGUUUUAUGGGUGAAGUUCUAGAAAGCUCUGGCAAACAAAAAAAACAAGCAACUUUUGAACAAGUUGCUGUUAGUGAUUUGAGCAAUAAUGAAGUUCCAGGAAGUUCUGACAAAAGCAAGAAACAACUGCCUCAAAAUUCAACUUUGGAACAAGUUAAUGCUAGUAACGAUUUAAGAAAUGUUGCAGACAGUUCUGACAAAAGUAGGAAGCAGCAAAAAACCCCAAAACAACCACCUCAGACUUUAACUUUAGAGCAAAUUAAUGGGUCUGUGAUUAGAAACGAUGAAGUUUUUGAAAAUUCUAGAACCCGUUCCAAAAGCAGGAAGCAGCGUACACGAUCUAACUCAAAACAUUAUCAAUCUGUUAAUGAAUCUAUAAGAGACAAUGAAGCUCCUGAAAAUUCUAGAAACAGUUCCAGAACUAGGGAGCAACACACACAAUCUAACUCAAGACAUUAUCAAUCAUUGCAUGAUAAUGUCAAUGCAAUAUCCAAUGUAGAUAUCCAUAUUGAUAAUGAAGCUCCUGAAAAUUCUGGAACCAGUUCCAAAAUUAGGAAGCAGCGUUCACAAUCUAACUCAAAACAUUAUCAAUCGUUGCAUGAUAAUGUUGAUCCAAUGUCCAAUGAAGCUCCUGAAAAUUCUGGAACCAGUUUAAGGCUGCAAAAUAAAAGUAGCACCCAAAAUUCAACCUUGAAGCCUCUCGGUGUCAGAAACAGAUCUGAUAGUUGUAGUACAUCUAAUCAAGAAACGCAGCCUUUGGAGGAUGAAAUUCAAAACAGUGUGCCAACAAAAAGUACUAGGGGUAGGAAGAAGAAAAAUCAGGCUCCAAAGGAUGAAACUGAAAACAAUAAUAAUGCAACUAAAAAGCCUAAGAUAGGUAAAAAGAAAAAUGAACUAUCACAUAUUAAUGAGUCACCUAUUUUGCCUGAGCAAGAUGGCCGCAGACAACUAAGAGUACGCAAACCACCAAUUUACUGUCCAAUAAUUGACUUGGCCACUUCAAUAAAAUCAUACGCUUGGGAUCCGGCAUUAUUAAAAAAAUUAAAAAAAAACAGUACGGCGGCCAAAAUUGUUACAUCGUUCACAGCUAGCCAACCACAAAAGGGCCGAGGAUCAAGACUUACUAACCAAAUGCCAACUGUACAAGAAUCAUCUAGAGUUGAACCACCUGUGGAGAGUGAAAUACAAUUGCCACAAGACGAUCAACCAAAUGUAUCUGACAGCGUCCUAAUGCCGCCGCCAUCGACAAACUUUUUGAGGCCUCGCAACUGUGAGGAUUCAGAUUCUGGCUUUGCGUCCAUUUCGGUAAAGAAAAAAGCUCCAGGAAAGACUGGCUUGGGAGGCAAAAGGUCUACUAGAAGAACGAAAACAAUCAAAGAAGUUCCAGAACCUUGUUCUUCAUCCUCUAUUGAACCUCCUACUACUGAUUCUGUUCAAGGCCCAGCCCAAACUAGCUCCUAUAUGAACGAAACUGAAUCUAGAAGUGCCACAAACAGUCAAAAUCCUGAAGAAGCAGAUUCCUUAUAUCAAACAGUAGAUGGCAAAGUUUUCAAGACACAAUUUGUAUGUAGCGAGCCAAGCCAUCUAAACUAUACUUCAGUUGGUAAUUUAUUUGUAAAUGAAAUUACCAAAGUUCCAAAUAAUCAAUAUACUGUGGGUUACCUACGAAUAGGACAAGGAGAAUCGAAAAAGGUGGCCAAAAGUACAAAGUUUUCAUUUGUUUACGUAGUCGUUACUGGAGCUGCUGAAGUUACAGUGGAAAGUAAAAUUUGCAUAGUUAAUCAAGGAGGGUAUUUUUGGGUGCCAGUUGGUACUACAUACUCAAUUAAAAAUACUAGUUUGGAUUUGUACCUGGAAAUUAAUUUUACCAGGAUAAGGGCAGGGGCCGAUAAUCAAUAAUUUAUUUUCUUUGUUGUAUAUGUUUGUUUUAAACAAUUAUUUCGUUGAUAUUAGGUGUGUUGCCACAGAAAUCACAAGCCAGUCAUUGGUUGAAACUAGUUUUCUGACUGUUUUCAACCAAUGAAAUUUGCUCCGACUGGUUUGUGAUUUCUGUGCGAACAGACCUAGUGUUAAUUUCAUUAGAAGGGCAUUUUAUUAUUAUAAUUAUUAUUAUUAUGGCGAAUAAAGUAUUGAAGCCUUUCUGAGCUUAUAACUACAUAUUUGCAGACAAGAACUUCAUUUGAAAAAAUAAUAAAAUAUUCUUAGUAUAGUUUUCAAUUGUAUAAAUUACCAAAUAAUUUUUGUUAAGAAAUUGACCCUAUUCGAAAUAUGUAAGAUGUUUGUAUUAAAUUAAAUUUAUUUUUUAUGGAAAUAACAAGUUGGAGAGUUAAACUAUUGAAUAUUGCUUUUUAUGAGAAACUUUUUUGUUAAUUAUGAAAAAAUAUUCUCAUUAAAAAACCAGACAGAAGAUCUUGCAAGGAACCCCCUUUUUAGACAAUAAACCAG